Alosa sapidissima (American shad) is the source of this 2351-nucleotide messenger RNA. RefSeq names its product tbl1x receptor 1a (gene tbl1xr1a). Lineage: Eukaryota; Metazoa; Chordata; Actinopteri; Clupeiformes; Clupeidae. The record is from RefSeq and is a predicted model, not a curated record. Gene Ontology annotation, biological process: regulation of transcription by RNA polymerase II. The transcript is spliced from 17 exons. Bases 484 to 2025 code for a protein of 513 amino acids. Gene Ontology annotation, cellular component: histone deacetylase complex. Gene Ontology annotation, molecular function: transcription corepressor activity; protein binding.
UGAGUGUCUGAAGCCGUUGGCUGCUCCUGAACCGUUUGGCUCUUUCUCCACUAGCAUACAGCCCCACAAUGCUCCUCAGUCUCUCUUAAAUGCAAUUUUUAACAGAUUUUCGCGAACAUUUUUAACCGUGUGUUGUAACCGGACAUUUAUAUGGGAAUUUAACAAGCGGAUCGUCGUUGAAGAGUGGGCUUAUAACGCUUUGUUUUAGCCCUAUUUAAAGAAAUAGCCGUGGAGGAGGAAAUUCCACACAGGCAACACAGCAACACAGAAGGCACCCCUUGUGUGAUCCGGAUAUUAAAAGUGUAUUGAUUGACAAUAAUUCCUGCUUUCAACUUGUUGACGGCGAGCAUUCAAACCACACUUGGUCACAUGGUGCUAAGACUGUCGGACAGAACGCCUGUGCAACUUUUGAAUUGGGGUAAAAGAAUUGAUACUGUGGCCUGUGUCCUGUGUGCUGACCUCAUGGUGUAAGCAGGUGUAAAGAUGAGCAUAAGCAGCGAUGAGGUCAACUUCCUGGUGUACAGAUACCUGCAGGAGUCAGGGUUUUCCCACUCGGCCUUCACAUUUGGCAUAGAGAGCCACAUCAGCCAGUCCAACAUCAAUGGAGCGCUAGUGCCCCCUGCUGCCCUCAUCUCCAUCAUCCAGAAGGGCCUGCAGUAUGUGGAGGCAGAAGUCAGCAUCAAUGAGGACGGCACGCUGUUCGAUGGCCGGCCGAUCGAGUCGCUGUCGCUGAUCGACGCGGUGAUGCCCGACGUGGUGCAGACGCGCCAGCAGGCUUACCGGGACAAGCUGGCCCAGCAGCAGGCCGCCGCCACGCCCGCGCAACCCACCACCAACAUGCAGGCCAACGCCAAGAACGGAGAGAACACGGCCAACGGCGAGGAGAACGGAGCGCACACCCUAGCCAAUAAUCAUGCUGAUAUGAUGGAAGUGGAUGGGGAUGUGGAGAUCCCUCAGAACAAGGCCAUGGUGCUGCGUGGUCACGAGUCCGAAGUGUUCAUCUGCGCCUGGAACCCCGUCAGCGACUUGCUGGCCUCAGGGUCUGGGGACUCGACGGCGCGCAUCUGGAACCUGAGUGAGAACAGCACCAGUAGCUCCACUCAGCUGGUGCUGCGCCACUGCAUACGGGAGGGCGGCCAGGACGUGCCCAGCAACAAAGACGUCACGUCGUUAGACUGGAACAGUGAGGGUACACUACUAGCAACUGGCUCCUAUGAUGGAUUCGCAAGGAUAUGGACAAAAGAUGGUAACCUCGCCAGUACUUUAGGUCAACACAAAGGUCCUAUUUUUGCAUUGAAGUGGAACAAGAAAGGAAACUUCAUCCUUAGCGCGGGAGUUGAUAAAACUACAAUCAUCUGGGACGCCCAUACAGGGGAAGCCAAGCAGCAGUUCCCUUUCCAUUCAGCGCCUGCCCUGGACGUGGACUGGCAGAGCAACAACACGUUCGCCUCCUGCAGCACGGACAUGUGCAUCCACGUCUGCAAGCUUGGACAGGACAGGCCCAUCAAGACAUUCCAAGGACACACAAAUGAAGUAAAUGCAAUCAAAUGGGAUCCAACUGGCAAUCUGCUGGCAUCGUGUUCAGACGACAUGACCUUAAAGAUUUGGAGUAUGAAACAAGAUACCUGUGUCCAUGACUUACAAGCUCACAGCAAAGAGAUCUACACUAUCAAGUGGAGUCCAACAGGCCCUGGCACCAACAACCCCAAUGCCAAUCUAAUGCUCGCCAGUGCGUCGUUCGACUCGACUGUGCGGCUCUGGGACGUGGACAGAGGGAUCUGCAUCCACACGCUAACCAAACACCAGGAGCCCGUCUACAGUGUGGCCUUCAGCCCAGACGGCAGACACCUGGCCAGUGGCUCCUUCGACAAGUGUGUUCAUAUCUGGAACACACAGACUGGUGCUUUAGUCCAUAGCUACAGGGGAACAGGGGGCAUCUUUGAAGUUUGCUGGAAUGCAGCAGGAGACAAAGUGGGUGCAAGUGCGUCGGAUGGAUCCGUUUGUGUAUUAGAUCUGCGGAAAUAGCGCUGCUUGUUGGAAGCCAUGGACCGACUAUGAAUGUGUACAUAGCCAAAAUGACUGUCCCUGCCCCAUGUACUGCUACAGUCCCUGUUGAACCAUGGCCAGCCACUACAAAAAUAAACAAACAACAAGCACCCUGACCCUGCAGACGAAGAGGAAAACGAUGUGAUUCCAACCAGAGACAUGAAAGGGACUUUUGUGAGACAAAUGGAGGACUAAACAUUAAAAAGAAGAAAAAAAAGGACCCAUAUAUGUACCAAAAUUUGGAAGAUAUUUUACUAUUCGUUCUUCAAAAAACAAUCUCAUCAAAAUAAAAGAAAGGAUUUUAA